UCACGCGAAAUUAAAAAAUCUUAAGGGACUGGGUGAUAUUUGAUACAAAUAUUAAGGACUAAAAUGCUAUUAACCAAGAUUACAUGACAAACUUUCAAUAUCGCAGCAAACGCCGCCCUAAUCCAUCAAUUUUCACUCAGUCGCAAAAGCCCCAAAUCCAAAUCCAAAUCCCUAAUUUUGCUUCUCGGCGAGGCGAACUGCUCAAAGUGCGUAAGAAAGGAAGGCGAAAAAAAAAUGUUGGAGCAAGAAUCUAUCGCAAACCAUACCCACAGCAAGACGACCGGCCUUCCACGUAAGCGGUUCUAUCGAGCUCGGGCCCACAGCAAUCCCUUGAGCGACUCACAUUUCCCGGUUCCAGCCUCCCCAGCUCAGUUCGAUUGCGCCCUUCACUACCCUCAGUUCUUCCCACCAAAUAAAACCAAUGGUUCCCAAAAGAUUGAAUUUGCUGAUAUUGGUUGUGGAUUUGGUGGGCUUUUGAUUAGCCUUUCGGUUCUCUUUCCCGAUAAACUUAUGAUCGGGAUGGAACUGCGGGACAAAGUGACGGAGUACGUUAAAGAAAGGGUUCUUGCAUUGAGGGUCUCUAAUCCAGGCCAGUACGAAAACGUGUCCGUUGUCAGGACUAAUUCGAUGAAGUACAUUCCGAACUACUUCGAGAAAGGACAGCUAACGAAGAUGUUCUUUUUAUUUCCGGAUCCUCAUUUCAAGGAGAAGAAUCAUCGGAGAAGGGUGAUUAGUCCGCAUUUGUUGGAUGAGUAUGCGUAUGUGCUCAGGGUUGGUGGGAUUAUAUAUACGAUUACUGAUGUGGAGGAGCUCGGUGUGUGGAUGAACGCUUGUUUGGAUGGUCAUCCUUUGUUCGAGGCUGUUUCGGAGAGUGAGCUUGAAGCCGAUCCCGUUGUGGAGCUUUUGAGCAGUGCGACUGAGGAAGGGCAGAAAGUUGCGAGGAAUGAAGGGCAGACUUUUCGAGCUGUUUAUAGACGUAUUGCUGCUUCUCGUUGAUCAAGAAUUGUGUUGUAAUGGAUCUUGUUAUGUGGCUAUCAGUUUUUUUUAUUUUUUAUUUUUAUUUAUUUUUAGAUGAAGAUUUUGAGUAUUCUGGUUUCAUACAGAAUGCUAUGAAGUUUGAGGUAACUGAAAUACUGAUAUGCGGAUGUUGUUUUCGUUUUUAGUUGUUGACUUUUACAUGCAUUUGUUGGUGUCGAUUGAGAUUGAGGGAGACUUUAUGAAAACGAUUAUUUGUUGAUGCUCGAA
This is a messenger RNA of Erythranthe guttata (spotted monkey flower), 1245 nucleotides long. NCBI's taxonomy places the organism in Eukaryota, Viridiplantae, Streptophyta, Magnoliopsida, Lamiales, Phrymaceae. The record is from RefSeq and is a predicted model, not a curated record.